This is a messenger RNA of Trichobilharzia regenti, 2061 nucleotides long. Lineage: Eukaryota; Metazoa; Platyhelminthes; Trematoda; Strigeidida; Schistosomatidae. The record is from the annotation of a GenBank genome assembly.
UUUAAAUCUGCCAAUCACAUGAUGAACAGAUGACCUACAGGACAGUAGACGUCAUAUAGCCUAUGGCUUCCCUUCAAUGCGGUUCUUCAAAAAAUUCCAAAGAGGAUUACUUAAAGCGUUACCUCGAACCAGUGAGUAGUAAAAAGAAACGAAAAGCUGUUAAUGAUGUAACAGUGAAGUAUAUCUCUGGUGAUCUUCCUGAAACCCUAGAUGCUUUCUAUAAAUCCGAUCCAGAUAGUUUUACCUUUCCAAGUAUUCCAGAUCACGAUGAUAAUGAUGGUGGUGAACAUCACCGGCAAAAACCAGCAACAAUUGUACGACAGACAGCCCUCUUGAAAAAUACUAAAGCACCAAAACCACUUGACAAGUCGAAAAAAGAGGCUGAAUUAGAAGCGAGAUAUGAUGUAUGGAAUAAAGGUAUUAAAACGCUAGAGGAAACGUAUAAUAAAUUAAAAGAACAAGAAUAUGAAAGUUCUAAACCUCUGGCAAGAUAUGCUGAUGAUAAAGAUCUGACAGAACACUUGAAAUCACAAAUACAUGCGGAGGAUCCUAUGGCUCAGUAUUUUGCAAAGAAACAGAAGAACAGCAAGAAGAAGAAACACGGGAAGAAAAAGCAUAAAGGGAACCAAAUGUAUGAAAAUCAAACAGUCGAAAUAUUAACCUAAAUAUCAAUCUUCAAGUCAUUAUUGACUACUGGUUGGAUUUCCUGAAGCUGUGCAAUAGAGGAAGUCAGGAUCAGUGUGCUGCACUAUGUUACGAUAAUGAGGGGUGGAUGGUAAUCGAAGAUGCAUUGGUUUUGGGGGAUAACGAUGCGCUUUUCCACAAUCAUAGAAAGUACUCAUCAAGACAUUAGAGCGAAAAAAGCAAGGGGCCCAACAAACAGAUAGCUUGGCGGCGCUAUCAUUCGCGAAAGCAGCUGUACAACAGCAUUUAUAUACUUAAGUUCACACACACACACAAUGAUUAUUUAAUUCCAUAUAAUAACGAAGUGUCCACACCCUGCUUCUAAGCAAUGUAAAGGAUAGACUUCAACAUAUGACCAAUAUUACAGUUCAACUGCUCGUUUGAAGUUAGGUACGUAUGGGUCGUUCGAUGCGUGUCCUAUCAAAACGUGUUAGAGAACAUUACGCAGCAUGGUUGCAAAGAGGAGGCAUUGGUUCAAUUAGAAGCGCUAUAAUUGUGGACACCUUGUCAACACACCCCUGUCACACCAUCUCAACUGACUCAUCAUUCAGAGUGAUUCACAAUAUUAGACGAAAAUCUAUCAAAGGAAGUGUGUUUUUGUGACUUCUUUGUACUGCAGAAGAAGCCCUGAUCAUCUCAUAUGCAUUGAAAAACCGGAGCUAUGUGUUUAGAAGAAACUAAUCUAACCUCUAUAGUUUAUCUUAGAUUUAGUUCAUUUGGUUUCCUUGGGCUUUGUUUUUUUUCAUCCGCUUCAUUAUUUUUCUUUCACAUUUUCUUUCAGUUUUUAAAAUAUUAUUCUUUCAACUUGUUUCUUCCAUGCUCAUCCCAUUCAUACUUUUAUUCGUCAAACAUUAUUUUCUAAUUCUGUAUAAUUUUGUUCUCAAGUCCCUUGUUACCUAUAUUCACACCCUCGAACUUUCAUAUCAAGUUAGCCAUUAUUAUUUCAGUUAUCACAGAAAAUGCACAUUGGGUCAUAGGAGUUAUUUAAGGAGACAAUUGCAGCGACGAAAAUUUUCUUUCCGACGAAGUCAUCAUCUAGGUAGCUGUACAUUCGUGUAUUUAUAUCAAAUGGAUGAGAAAGUUCCAGAAUAAUAUCCGGUCAAGGGGCAAAUUAAUUAAAAUUAAAAUUAGGAAUUAGAAUGCCAUAAUAAACAGGGGGAUGGAUAAAACAAACAAAGCAGCAUCAUGAUAGCUAAGAAGAUUGACAUAUUGUACAGUUGGCGGUUAGAAAUGCAGAAAUAGCAAAAUAGAUAGACAGGAUGUUUGGAUAAGAACUAAUGUGAUGAAUAAUUGUUUAUGCAAUCAGGGAUUAAAUAUGUAGAAAUAGUAAAAUGACAAAAUAAACACGAAGUUCAGGUAUGAAAAUAUGGUAGUGUA